Molecule: messenger RNA, 2034 nt
Organism: Thunnus maccoyii (southern bluefin tuna)
Lineage: Eukaryota; Metazoa; Chordata; Actinopteri; Scombriformes; Scombridae
Gene: hoxb7a
Product: homeobox B7a
Exons: 2
Coding region: 72-911 (279 amino acids)
Biological process (GO): anterior/posterior pattern specification; regulation of transcription by RNA polymerase II
Cellular component (GO): nucleus
Molecular function (GO): RNA polymerase II cis-regulatory region sequence-specific DNA binding; DNA-binding transcription factor activity, RNA polymerase II-specific
Source: RefSeq, a predicted model, not a curated record
AAUAAUUCACGGUGCCUCGUAAAAAGUCGACAUUAAACCGCCCCGGGCCUACAAAUCACCGGCGCCAAAUUAUGAGUUCGCUUUACUUCGCCAACGCGCUGUUUUCCAAAUACCAACAAGCUGCGGCGAACUGCUCCGCUUUGCUCUUCACAGACUCUCCAACUUCUCACUCCCCGUCUUCCUCGGCUUCUCCUGCCGUGUCUUCUUCUUGCGCCCUCGUGUCCAGCGGAUACCACCAUCAUGUCUCCAGUGGGAGAGGCGUCGGAGCGCUGCCUUUCCCUCCCUCCUCUACUUCUUCUCCUUCCUCCUCCUCCUUUUCCUCCUCCUCUUCUUCCUCAUCGUUCAGUUUGUCUCUUUCGGGACUGAACGGGAGCAGCGGGGACACUCAGCCCGGCGCGCAUCAUUUCAACCCCGCAGAAGUAUGCACAGGAGGGGCUUAUAGCGUGCCUGGAGCUGGGCCGCUGUGCUCCUCUCUGCAGGGAUGCGCCGCGGAGCGGUACCCCGGCCGGUCUCAGCUCUGCUCGCUGACUGGCUCGCUGGCUGCCAGGGUCCCAGAGCCGGCCUGCAGGAGGCAGAAUAGUCCGGAACAGAGACGACAGCUAAACGAAGAGAGACUACGGAUUUACCCCUGGAUGAGAAACUCAGGUGCCGAGAAGCGGCGCGGCCGGCAGACGUACACGCGCCACCAGACUCUGGAGCUGGAGAAGGAGUUCCACUUCAACCGCUACCUCACGCGGCGGAGGAGGAUAGAGGUCGCGCACCUGCUCUGUCUCACGGAGAGGCAGAUCAAGAUCUGGUUCCAGAACCGGAGGAUGAAAUGGAAGAAGGAGAACAGGAUGACGGGAAGUGACUUCCCAACAACGGCCUUACCUACUGCAGAAGAAGAAGAGGAGGAUGAUGAUGAUGAGUGAUAAUGACUGUAACACAUACUUUAAGAUGAGAAACUGUAAAGCUGCAUUAAAGGUUUUUUAGCUCUUAGGUCUGGCAUUACAUUGUCAUUAGUGAUGUAAAAGUGUCCAUUGCCCUUCAGUCAGGUUAUCAUCCUCCAGCCAACAACUGCCAGUAUGAGCACAAUGACGUUUCAAACGACAAGCAUUACAUAUUUUACUUACUCAGCCUAUAUCAGUUUAUCUUUUUGCCUUUAUUGUUAAAUAUAUUCACAGUAUUUCAGAUCUAUAAUCCUUGACGUAAGUGCGCCUCACUCAUCUGAUCUGCAACAAAGAGACACAAUAGUUGUUGAUGUGAUGACUGAGACAGCAGCACUCAUGAGUCUGUACAUACAAUGCUUGCUGGCGGUGUUAAUAUCGCUGGAUAUAAGGCUGGAAUCGUUGGAUUAUUAGCAUAGUGUCACGUGUUCUGAGUCCAAAUUCCUCCAGCAGGACUCCACAGCGCUCUACCAACCAAACUCUGACAAUUAAAAAAAAAAAAGCAUAUCACACAAUUCCUUUAACUGUUCAAUUGUAAUACUGUCUGUGAAUUAUAUUUACCUAUACAUUGUGGUCCUAAUGUUGUUAUCAGCCUUUAUCUACAGGUAUAUAAUUCUGGUGGCUUUUGCCUAAAAGCUGUUCAUUUUGAAGAUAUUUAGCAUAAUCAGCAUUACACAAACAACAGAAUCAGCCUUAAAAAGUCAACAUGUGUAGCCAGUAUCACACUGUGACCUCUCUGUUCUCUAUGGCUACAGCUCUGACUGUCACAUACAGGAUCAACAUUUUAAGAAUGCAGGGAUAGCUAAACCUAAUGUAUUUGGUGGUGUCAGCGCUAUUAACAAGAUGACGUUUAAUGUAAUAAUUCAGUUUCAAAUAACAAUCUGUCCACAUUCAAUUGGAAUAGAAGGGAUGUCUUUAAAAAUAGUUGACCAAUGAGUUCCUGCACAUUGUGUGUUUCUGUUGUGUUCAUACAUGGCACUUAUGGAGUUUAGCAUUUCCUGAAUGAAUUAUAUGCUUUUCAAAUAAUUAUGGGCUGUUUUUUGUCAUUAUUUCCUGUAUUUGCAGCUGUGUUUUCAUGUUGCUUAAUGCAUGUCCAGACUAAAAUGCA